AUGUCUUCUCUCUACCCCUACACACCCAGUCAUGUGCUACCAGUGGUCUUUGCCAUUUUGGUUGGCAUAUCACUACUACUUCAUGUCUACCAAAAUAAGCGCUACUCCUUCUGGAGAGUCACCUUCUUCAUGGUCUGGGGUAGCAUCGUCUACCUAACUGGCUGGAUACUUCGAGCUAUCGCCAGUUACCACCCAUCCAACCUCAACCUCUACAUUGCGCAGACCAUCUUCAUCUACGCCGGGCCUCCCAUCUACUCUGCUGCUGCGUAUAACCUCGUGGGACGACUGAUGCACUACCUUCCCAUGUUCGCUCCACUGAAUCCCAACCGUGUCGUUUACUUCUUCAUCUAUCUCGGCAUUCUCGCGGAAUCACUCACCGCAGCUGGUGCAGCGCGCAUGGCUGCCUCUGACAGCGACAUGUCCAAAUUGAAAUCCGGCGGAACACUCCUUUCUGUCGCCAUCGUCCUCCAAGCCGUCGUCGAAUCACUCCUAGUAGCAAUGGUCUUCAGUCUGCACCGUCGCUGCAUUAAAAUGGGAAUGAUACCGCCCAACGUCCGUACCGUUAUCUACACGCUCUACGGAACGUCGACUUUCGUCCUGCUACGAUGCAUUUUUCGCGCUAUCGAAUCCUUCACUACAUACACCACCACAACCUGCACUUCAACCUGUGCCUCAAUUCUCCAUCAUGAAUGGUACAUCUAUGCCCUCGAAGCCGCACCAAUGGUCAUUUUCACAUACUGGCUCAAUCUCCUCCAUCCGGGCCGCUACCUCCCUUCUACCCGUGAAAGAUACCUCGAUGUAGACGGUGAGACUGAGCGCCUCGGGCCAGGGUGGAUGGAUAGGAGAUCUGUUUGGGAGACAUUUGUCGAUCCAUUCGAUCUGAUGGGCUUGAUGAAGGGAAAGUCGAAUAAAGAUGAGUUUUGGUUGAGGGUUGAUGAGUGGAGGAUUUGCGAUGAUGGUUUUGCGAGGGGAACGGGGUCGAAUGUGAAGAGGGGUGGGUAUCAGAAGGAGGUGGUUUGAUUUAUAGAUCUUUUAUUUUUAUUUUUUUUUAUUUUUUACGAUCAUUUAGAUUACUAUAGAUUUAAGCAGCAUGGAUAGAGUGAAUAACUGAUUAUCUUAGGGCUCAGCAUGGCCAAGGAAAGUUCCGCCCCCA
Messenger RNA from Aspergillus wentii DTO 134E9, 1153 nucleotides. RefSeq lists its product as uncharacterized. The record is from RefSeq and is a predicted model, not a curated record. NCBI's taxonomy places the organism in Eukaryota, Fungi, Ascomycota, Eurotiomycetes, Eurotiales, Aspergillaceae. The transcript has a single exon. Gene Ontology annotation, cellular component: membrane. The coding region runs from base 1 to 1020 and encodes 339 amino acids.